AUGGCCGAUUUUGGACCUCGUGCCCCCCAUGGGCCCGAUAUGUCCGGAGAUCACAACCCGCUCGAGGAUAUGGAUGUCCACGAGAGAGGUGCUUUCGAUACCCUGAUCCGGCCUGAUGACAGCUAUACCCCCGACGGUACCUACUGGGCUGAUCUACCGCUCUUCAAGAAGAUCGGCUUCGUCACAUCCUACGACAAUAAGGAAGCUAAACGAGAGCUUGGCGACAUCUGGGCAAUGAUGAAGGAAGAUCCCCUCUCACCGAUAUCCUACUACUUCCGCAACAUGGUCCUUCCCGGUGCUGGUCUCGGUCUGGAGGGUUACGUGCUCUUCUCCAUCGGUAACAUUAAGCCUCUUUUCGAAAAAGCCUUCCCCGACUGCUGGGAUACUGCGACAACUUGUAGCCAACAGUGGAUCUACGCCAUUGACUACCUCGAGAUCAUUGGUAUCAUCGUGGGUCAGAUACUGGUGGGAAUCUUGGGUGACUGGGUUGGCCGUCGCUGGGGUUUGAUUCAAGAUGCUGCAAUCAUGCUUCUCGGUCUGAUUAUGUUGACUGCCGCCUGGGGUGUGACCCAGAACGGCUGGGUUAUCUGCUAUGCCUGGUGUCUCUUCAUCUACGGUAUUGGUGUUGGUGGCGAAUACCCCAUGACCGCCACCAGCGGUAUGGAAAACGCCGUCGGCUCUGGAAAGAUCUCCACCAAGGAGGAUCGUCUGCACCGUGGCCGCAAGGUUACCAGUGCCUUCCUGAUGCAGGGUUGGGGUCAAUUCUUCAAUCAAGUUGUGCUCAUCAUUCUCCUGCUCUGCUUCCACCAUGGCAGUGGCAAUAACCCUUACUCCGCCGUUGCUGUCCAGUGGACAUACCGUGUUUCCUUCGCCAUUCCCGCUGUCGGUACUCUGUGGCUUGUGUACUACCGUGCCUACCACAUGAAGGCCGCCAGCAAGCAACUGACCGCUGCCAAGAAGAAGGCCUCCGUUACCGGCUAUGACGCCAAGUCUCUGAAGUUGACCUUCAAGUACUUCGGAUUCCGCAUUUUCGCAACUGCUGGCGGCUGGUUCGCCAAUGAUGUUUUCUUCUACGGCAACAAGCUCUUCCAGAGCGAGUUCAUCAAGGUCAUCAGCCCUCAGUCCGAUUCUGUCAUGCCCACCUGGUUGUGGAACUUGGUCAACGUCGGUGUCUCGCUGUGCGGAUACUACCUGGCCUCCUUCCUGAUCGAUAACAAGCUUUACGGCCGUAAAUGGAUGCAAAUUGUUGGCUUCAUGCUCUGCUUCAUUCUGUUUAUCGUCCCUGCAUUCCACUUCGAAUACUACCGCCGCCCCGAGAACAUCAAAUCCUUCCAGACCAUGUACUUCCUCAGCUCUUUCUUCAACCAGUUCGGACCUAACUCGGUCUCCUUCCUGGUUGCUGCUGAGGUCUUCCCUACUCCUAUCCGUGCCUCCGCUCACGGUAUGUCCGCUGCCUGUGGUAAGGCCGGUGCCCUUUUGGCUGCCGUCCUGUACAACUAUAUCGACACUCAGACCAAGUUCUAUGUUGUGCCCUGGUUUGGUCUGGCCGGUGCCAUUAUCACCGCGAUCUUCCUUCCUGAUACCACUGGUCUUGACCUGAAGGAACAGGAGCGUCGCUGGCAAUUCCUUCGCGAUGGUCGCGAGGAGGAAUACCAUGGUCCUGCCGUGCACCCCAAGCACCUGUCUUGGUACGAGCGCUAUGUCCUCCGCAAGUGCCGCUUUUACGAUGCCGAGCUUGACUACCAACGCAAGGUCGAGGAGUACCGCGCCCAGUGGGAGGACGCCAUGGCAUCCAAGGCCGCUGAGAAGGAGAACGAAAACGAUAUGACCUGUGACACCGAUGACUCUCUCCUCGAGGGCCAUGUCCACACCUACUUCCACCGUACCAGCCCUAUGUUCAAGGGUAUGGAGAAGAAGGUCACCAAGCAGGACAACUUCCUCUUGCCUCCGCCCGCCGAGAGCGAGUCUGAGGACAACCACUCAAAUGAGAAGCAAUAA
Penicillium paradoxum is the source of this 1998-nucleotide messenger RNA. Its product is annotated as putative MFS phosphate transporter. NCBI's taxonomy places the organism in Eukaryota, Fungi, Ascomycota, Eurotiomycetes, Eurotiales, Aspergillaceae. Gene Ontology annotation, molecular function: transmembrane transporter activity. The transcript is spliced from 2 exons. The record is from RefSeq and is a predicted model, not a curated record. Gene Ontology annotation, biological process: transmembrane transport. Gene Ontology annotation, cellular component: membrane. The coding region runs from base 1 to 1998 and encodes 665 amino acids.